UUGGUUUCAUUUUGUUUAUAUUAUUCAUUUAAAUCAAAUUUAACCCUAGCAACGCUCCAAAAACUCAUAUUUUUUAGAAAUAAUACGAAGUACGAAGGCUUGAAUUGCAUAUAUUUGAGAAUGUCAAUACAAGGUAGGAAAAUACAAGCGAAAAAAUCCAAAAAUGAUCUGGAGUCGACAGCAGAUAAAGUGAGACUUAUAAAGGAAAGACAGAGUCAGUGGUUUAAAGAAAGAGAAGAAGCAAAAGGAUCUAAAGCUCUAGGCUCUGCUAAAUCAACGGAAAGUAUAAGAGAAAGAAGUAAGCGGAGUUCAGUCCGGUCUUCGCCUAUUCCAGACCUUGAUAUUGAUACGUCUUCAAAUAGAAGUUCAGCUUCCAAGAGCAGUGGUAGGGACGUCAAUCCAUACUCGAAUCCCAGAAGAAAACCUCUAUAUACUGCACCUAUAAGAGAUCACUCGAAUAUAGUAUCCUGGUCAAAUAAAGGAGAUAAUGUGGUAGGAAUCAAAAGACCUCCAUCAGGUCAAUCUAAGAAGAAUCCAUUAUCUAAAACAGCAUUGGAUAGUACCAGAAGUAAUUACUCAAAUACUGGAGGUUUGAGAGAAAAGACCUAUGAGCCUUCGAAUUAUAACAGUUCUGCUAAAAAUCUAGAUGAUUCUGUAAGGGAUGCUUUCUCUCAUUCUACAUAUAGCAAACUUGAGCCGGUAUCAAGAGAUUAUCCAAGUAAAUCAUUUGAAAAUGGAAGAAGGAUUGAUCCUGAUGUAGACGAUAAGAGGGAUACAAGUUGUGAGUUUUCUAAUCAGAAUGUAAAUAUCUCAGAACUUAAGGCUGUCAAUGAAAAAAAAGGAGGGACAAGAAGUGGUCUUGAUCAAGACAUGAUUGAUGCUUUAGCAGAAACUGUUGCUCAGAGACUGAAGACUACGAUCAGAGGAAAAGAAAAAGAUUCACAUGGCCAAAACAGUAAUGGGGAAGACGAUGAAGAAAUGUCCACACAUCUUUGUCCAGUUUGUAACUCUCUUAUGUCUGGGUCUAGACACACGCCCAUGGCUCUCAUCCCAUGUGGACAUACAUUAUGUCAGGUGUGUCUGAGGGACUGUAAGAAAUGUCCAACCUGUCAAUCAAGAAUCAGUUCAUCAGCCGUCAAUACAGUCUUGCAGCAGAUUAUUGCUGGUUUUAUUGCGCAAAAAGAAAAAAAGAGACUUGAAAAAAUGGAAAUUGAGACAAGAAAAUAUGUGGACGAAUAUCAGUCGUUAUCAGUGAGGUCAAAUGCUUUGGCAGAAGAAGCAGAUGCUAUACUGAAUGGAAUGGAAGACUUAACAGAACAAUUAUUCCAAGAGAAAAAAAUGUACAAAAAAAUCCAAGUUGAUAAUGAAGACUUGACAAAGAAAAUUCAAGAACUUCAAAAACAAUUAGAAAAAAAUCAAAUCAAAAUGACUGAAAGCAAAGAAGCAUGUGAAAAUCUUGAGAGCCAAUACGAGGAAGAAAAACAAAGACUUGCUCUGGUGGAAGAUACUGUAAAGACUAUCAGACAGAGUAAGGAAAGAGUGAAGAUGUUGGUUCAUAACUUUGCUCCUUCACUAAAUUUAGAACAGUUCGAUUAGACCACUUUCUAUCU
Molecule: messenger RNA, 1610 nt
Organism: Actinia tenebrosa (Australian red waratah sea anemone)
Lineage: Eukaryota; Metazoa; Cnidaria; Anthozoa; Actiniaria; Actiniidae
Biological process (GO): DNA damage tolerance; protein monoubiquitination
Molecular function (GO): single-stranded DNA binding; ubiquitin protein ligase activity
Source: RefSeq, a predicted model, not a curated record